This is a messenger RNA of Funneliformis geosporum, 1944 nucleotides long. The record is from the annotation of a GenBank genome assembly. NCBI's taxonomy places the organism in Eukaryota, Fungi, Glomeromycota, Glomeromycetes, Glomerales, Glomeraceae.
AUGGGUUCAACUAGAAAUAAUAGUAAAAUUAAUUCGGGUGAGUCGUAUAAAAAGUUGGAAAAUAGGAUUAAUGAUGGUAAAAUAAAAAAAACACCAUGCGGAUCCGUAACGAGAAAAAAUAAUAAGUUUCAAAAAAGAUAUGAAAGACUCAAAAAUGUAACAAAUGAGAAAUAUACCGUUACAAAAGAUUUGAUAGAUCAAUAUGAGAAAUUAUAUGGGAAACCUGAUCAAUUAUCCUUUCAAAAAUCUGAAAGUUUACCUACUCCGGGGAGUUCCAGAUUAAGUAGUAUUGAACGAUCAUAUCCUGAGCCUACAACAGUUAACAAGGAUGUAAAGUAUAGCAUAUCUCCAAGCUCCUUCAUUCAAACACCGAAAAGUCCUUUUUCACCAACGUACGUUCCAAUAUAUAAAAGUUCGACUUUUCCCUCAUCGCCAGCUUUUUCAAAAAAGCCAAGUCCACCUCCUCCACCGCUGUUCAAGACCACAAAAGAGGUAUACUGCUAUACAUAUUAUAAUGAGAAGUCACAUGAUCAAAUAAAUUCAUUUGAACCUCUCGAGUCUUAUAAUGAAUCAAAUUCUUGGAUAAUAAAUAAAUCCAAGGUAAACGUACCGGCGAUCGUACGGGAAAGUCAAGUAUUAGAAUUACAACAAAUUCCAUGUUGGUUUUAUCACAAUUUGAAAACGGGAGAUAAUCGAAGAUCGGUUGAAAGACUUAUAAAAACUGACGAUGAAUAUGAAUGGUGUGAACCUAUUGAAAUAAAGCAAUUUGUACCAUUUCCGAAAGAAUUUUCGUUAGUUACUGAAUUUAAAAAGGUUGAAGAUACUAUACUAGAAGAAAAACUUGAAGAAAAUGAUAAGGUAGUAAAGGAGGAGGAACAAGAAUUUGCAACCGAAAAAGAAAUUCAAGAAGAAGAUUUGUGCCUUGUGAAGGUAGAAGAGAAGGGAACACAAGAUGCGAUUAAAUAUAUCAAGGAGAAUAAUAAGAACGAUUAUAAUCUAAUAGCUUAUAUAUGUCGUGAACUAUCGUUGAAAUCACCACGAAAUUCUGAUAAAUUUUCAACUUAUAAAAGAAAAUCUGCCAAGAAACGUUUACAGGAUUGGAUUCAAUAUGAUGCGUAUCCUUCAAUGACAUUAGAACAAGCCGAAAAACUUGUUGUCAUGUUGAAUGCGGGCAGUAAAGUUCUCGUGACAGGAGAAAAGGUUUCGGUGUGUGGAAAUGAUCUUGUCACUCUGAAAAAACGAGGUUGGUUAAAUGAUGAAGUGAUAAAUUUUUACGUCGAGCUGAUCGUCAAACGUGCUGCUAACGAACCAGGAAAAUAUCCUAAAAUACACAUGUUUAAUACUUUCUUCUAUCCAUUGUUGGAGAAAAAGGGGUAUUCUGGAGUAGCUAGGAUUACAAGAAGAGCUAAAGUUGAUAUAUUUUCUCUUGACAUGGUUCUUGUUCCUAUUCAUUUACAAAUUCAUUGGGCUUUAGCGGUCAUCAACUUCAAAGAACGUCGCUUAGAAUAUUAUGAUUCCAUGAGUAGAGGAUGCAAUGAGCAUAUAUUAUCAUCAUUGAAAAGAUACGUUGAGGAAGAGUACAAAGACAAAAAGAAAUCGUCAAGCUACGACAUGAACGGCUGGGAAUAUUACAGAGUGAAUAAUUUACCUCAGCAAAAUAAUGCAUUUGAUUGUGGCGUGUUCGCGAUGACUUUUGCCGAACACAUUAGCAGAGGCGCAUCAGUGCUCUUUGUUCCACCCAAACAUAUGAAGUAUUUUCGGUUGAAGAUGAUGUGGGAGAUAGUCAACUCAAAAUUGUUGCCUGUUGAUCAGCAGCAACAUUUCGUGAAUAAUCAGCAUAAUGGGGUUUCAGAACCACCAAUGAUGAACGACUGGAGCAUAAAUGUUAAUUCUUCAUGUCCAAAAAGAAAAUUUGAGGAUAUCAGCGCAUUUAUUAAAACAUGA